Messenger RNA from Trypanosoma rangeli, 1554 nucleotides. Its product is annotated as lipoate-protein ligase. Gene Ontology annotation, molecular function: lipoyltransferase activity; lipoate-protein ligase activity. Gene Ontology annotation, biological process: protein lipoylation. Lineage: Eukaryota; Euglenozoa; Kinetoplastea; Trypanosomatida; Trypanosomatidae. The transcript has a single exon. The record is from RefSeq and is a predicted model, not a curated record. Gene Ontology annotation, cellular component: cytoplasm. Bases 1 to 1554 code for a protein of 517 amino acids.
AUGCGGCAUGUGAAAUGCUGUUUGUUUCCCGCCACGACGUUGUCUGCCUUUAUCGCACGCCAUGCGGCAGCCGCACACCCGGAGCGCCAGCUGACUUCAAACCGAGCGAGUGUGGGGCUUGUGUCAGACUCGCGUUGCAUCUUUGAAAACCUUGCGGUGGAGGAGGCGUUGUUGCGUGGUGUUGUCCUUCCGCCUGGUCAGCAGUUGCUGUUUUCGUACGUGAACCGUCCGUGCGUGGUUGUUGGACGCAAUCAGAAUUACCUGCAGGAGGUUGCGGUUUCUGCUGCGAGGCGCGACGGCGUGACUGUUGCGCGGCGGAGCUCCGGUGGGGGGACGGUGUACCACGACACGGGAAAUGUGUGUAUCUCUUUUUUCACGCAUCGUGAUGCGUACCACCCGGAGCGGACGAUUCAAGUUGUUCGCCUGUUUCUUUGCUGCGUCUUUGGCAUUCGGCCAGAGCGGUUGACCACAACGUGCCGGCAUGACUUGUUUCUUGAUGGGAAAAAAAUCACAGGCUCCGCGAUGCGGGUGCAGCGCGACAUCGCGUGUCACCACUGUACUCUGCUUGUCGCGUCAUGUCGCGAGCGCAUCAGCACUUACCUUCGCCCGGAAGGCCGGUACGUCUCCUUCACCACCUCGUCUAUUGGCUCGGUUUCUUCACCAGUCACGACGCUGCAGCUCUCCGGCGUUAUGCCUGAGGUUCGCUGCAGCGGCGACCACCACAAUAACAACGAUACCGAUAAUACUGACGAUAUGGUGCACUCUACACAGCGUGCGCUGCUAGACUUUUUCUUUCGUCAUGGUGCGGAAAUUAUUUCACACAGUGCGCCGUGGGAAAUGGAACCUUCCGUGUUCCUUUACCCGAAAAGUAAGGAGACGAAGAAGCAUGGGCCAAAAGCACUCCUUGCUCCGAUUGAAGGCGUUUUUAUGCUGGAUCUUGCCAGCACACCGCAGGAGGAUACACCCAUCGUGGACGGUGAGGGGCGUAUGCCGGUCGCCGGAGCCUCGAAGACGUUGCGUGAGGAGGUGGACCGUUUGCGCUCGGCUGACUGGAUGUUUUCUAUGCCCAAGUUCACGACGUGUGUCGCGGUUACCGUAACGGAUCUGCUGAAAUAUCAGCAGGACGUUCGCGCUGACGCACGCAUUCCUGCGGAGGUCAUUCUGUACUUGAUGCAGAGCCACACUCAGUUUGAAAUUACAACGGUUGUCGAAAAACGCCGCAUAACAGCACUGACGGUGUGUUGGGGGGAAAAGACGGCGGGAGACAUGGGGGAAGCAUGGUGUGCAAAUAUGCUUCGGGUACUUUUGGAAGGAGCCAACGUGGAUGAUGUCGCGUUGAAUGUCAGCGAGGGGAACGCGAUGCUUGUGGCAGGCCUUGAGUUUGAGUGUCUCGAUCUCAUGAAUGGCGUGCCUCUUCCACCUGUUGAGGCAGCUAGUGCUGGUGACGUCAGAGGCAACAGCAGUUUGGAUGGGCAAUCGGCUUUGCUUUUGUUUUUGCAGACGGUGUUGUGUGUGUGGCGCGCCAAGAAUGUCUUUGUCCCCGUAUGCGCUUGA